Molecule: messenger RNA, 1540 nt
Organism: Lethenteron reissneri (Far Eastern brook lamprey)
Lineage: Eukaryota; Metazoa; Chordata; Hyperoartia; Petromyzontiformes; Petromyzontidae
Product: DNA-binding protein inhibitor ID-2-like
Biological process (GO): cell differentiation; negative regulation of transcription by RNA polymerase II; circadian regulation of gene expression
Cellular component (GO): nucleus; cytoplasm
Molecular function (GO): transcription regulator activity; protein dimerization activity
Source: RefSeq, a predicted model, not a curated record
ACGCUCACGGCACAUCGGGAUUUCUGCUCGCGCGCGUCCCAACUCGCGUCGCGUCCUCCGCAUCGGCUUUGCGCGGCCACUCAGUCAGCCUUCUGCUCCUCCCCGCUGCAGUUUAACGCGCACUUAUAACCCUCCUUACUUUGUACGGGCACGAAAAGAAAACUGUAGAGUUAUCCAACUUCUUCCAAAUCCACAAACGCUCUUUUCAUCCGAGCUCACUCGCGCCUUCCCGCAGCAACGACAACAACAAGGGAGAGCGCGUUUGUCUUGUCAUCAUCAUCAACAACAACACCAACACGCAAGCGUCGAGAAGCCCCGCGUGACAAGACCGCCCGCUCGCUCUCCACUCCACCAUGAAGGCCAUCAGCCCCGUGCGCGCGCCGAGGCACCAGCCCUGCGGUGACUCUGUGCGCUGCCUCAGCGACCACAGCCUGGGCAUCUCGCGCGGACUCAAGGCGCUCGUGAGCGGGGCCGACGAGCCGCUGGGCCUCCUCUACGACAUGAAGAACUGCUACAGCAAGCUCAAGGAGCUGGUGCCCUCCAUCCCGCAGGGGCGCAAAGUGUCCCAGAUGGAAAUCCUACAGCACGUCAUCGAUUACAUCCUCGACCUACAGCUCGCCCUGGAGACUCACCCGGCAGUGGUGCAGAAGCAGCAGCAGGUGCAGCAGCAGCAGCAACUGCAGCAGCAGCAGCAACUGCCCGCUCAGAUGCAGCAUCCAGCUCCCAGCAGACUGCCGCUGUCCGCACUCAACACCGAUGUUCUCCGGUUAGACUCCCAGGUCUCGGCAGAGCCUGGCCACGUGAGGAAUCCGUGAUGGGGACUCCUCGCCCCGCCGUCUCCCACGCGUUCCCCUAUGCACUAAUAGGUGUGGGAGGUUGGAUUGUAACAGCCGCGUUCGCUUUCUCUCGUCGUCGUCUUCUUCACCACCGCCACACUUAAAGUCGCCGAAGAAGACCCGAAUACAAACGCCGUCAAGACUUUUACAUUCGCAGCAACGUAACAAACGUAUACGUGAACGAGAACAAACACAAACCUACACGGUUUAAUUGAACUGUGUAACAUUUUUUUUGUAUAUCUAUAAAAGAACAAAAACGGUUUUGGGAACAUUUUCUUGUAUGAUACGGUUUUUAUUAUGAAACUAAUGUACAUUUUGUGGACAUUGUCGGCAGCAAGACGCCAGUAGACACACAACGCUUUUGUUUUGUUUUUAGUUUGUUGGGGUUCGUGACGUUAAAGACUUUUUUUGUUCUUAUUGUCGAGCUAAAUGGGCCCAGAAACAUUUCCACUUUUUUUUUUAGAACAAAAGAAUUUGCCCAACCCACGGCUUUCUUGGCUUAAACCAGAAUAGUGGGUUACUAUUCCACGUCGUUAUGCGUUUCCUCCCCACCCCCCACUGUUGUGUAUUUAUUUUCUCGCCGCCGAGUUAACCUGUAUAGUUUUGUAACAAAACGUCCUUAAUUUGUAAAUGGUUAUGUGCCAAAAUGUUAAUAGCUGUCGGAAAUUGUUGAAAAUAAUAAAAAUGACGAUUUUUCUAUAAAA